GGGAAAAAAAAAAGAGUGGGCUGGGCGAGGCCUUGUGGUUGAAACAUAACCCGACCCGAGAAAUCACAUUGAUUCAACUAAGACGGUGGUUUCUUGUUCCAACUCGUCCGUUCCGAUUCUCACCUCUCUAAACGCACGCACGCGAUUCUCACUUCAAUCUUCCAGGGUUCUUCAGCAUCCAUCUUCCAGACAAGACAAGACAAUCACACAAGAGAAACCUACCAUGACUUCCAGAUUCUUUUACCAGGGUGGUGAUCAAAGUGAUACCGACGAUGAACCCACUGAUAUUGAUGACGAACCCAGUGAUACUGAACCCGCUCCAACAGAUCCAAACGGUAAAAGCAAAUACUUGGCUGGUGGUAAUGCUGAUGACAGCGACGAUGAUGAUGGCCAAAAGCGUGUUGUUAAGUCUGCUAAAGAUAAGCGUUUUGAUGAGAUGGCUUCCACUGUUGAUCAGAUCAAGAAUGCUAUCAAGAUCAAUGACUGGGUCAGCUUGCAAGAGAGCUUUGACAAGAUCAACAAACAGCUCGAGAAAGUUAUGCGUGUUAUCGAGUCCCAAAAGAUCCCCAAUCUCUACAUCAAGGCGCUCGUAAUGCUUGAAGAUUUCCUCGCUCAGGCUUCUGCUAAUAAGGAUGCCAAAAAGAAGAUGAGUCCCAGCAAUGCCAAAGCCUUCAACUCAAUGAAGCAAAAAUUAAAGAAGAACAAUAAGCAAUACGAGGACUUGAUUAUCAAAUGCAGGGAGAGUCCUGAGAGUGAGGGCGAAAAGGAUGAAGACGAUGAAGACUCUGACGAAUAUGAGUCCGAUGAUGAGAUGAUUGAACCUGAUCAGCUCAGGAAGCCGGAGCCUGUAUCGGAUUCUGAAACUUCUGAGCUUGGUAAUGACAGGCCUGGUGAUGAUGGCGAUGCUCCUUGGGAUCAAAAACUUAGCAAGAAAGACAGGCUUUUGGAAAAAAUGUUCAUGAAAAAGCCUAGUGAGAUCACAUGGGACACGGUUAACAAGAAGUUCAAAGAGAUUCUGGAAGCCAGGGGCAGGAAGGGAACUGGAAGGUUUGAACAGGUUGAGCAGCUUACCUUCCUAACAAAAGUUGCUAAAACACCUGCUCAGAAGCUGCAAAUUCUUUUCAGUGUGGUUUCUGCUCAGUUUGAUGUUAAUCCAGGCCUCAGUGGCCAUAUGCCCAUAAGUGUGUGGAAAAAGUGUGUGCAGAACAUGCUGGUCAUUCUCGACAUUCUCGUGCAGCACCCAAACAUAAAGGUUGAUGAUUCUGUGGAGCUAGACGAGAAUGAAACUAAGAAAGGGGAUGACUAUAACGGACCCAUUAAUGUCUGGGGCAACUUAGUUGCUUUCUUAGAAAAAAUAGAUGCCGAGUUUUUCAAGAGCUUGCAGUGCAUUGAUCCCCACACACGGGAAUAUGUUGAGAGACUCAGGGAUGAGCCUCAGUUUGUUGUUCUUGCACAGAAUGUCCAGGAAUAUCUUGAAAGCAUUGGAGAUUUCAAAGCUUCUUCUAAGGUAGCCUUGAAGAGGGUUGAACUCAUUUACUACAAACCACAUGAGGUUUACGAAGCAACGAGAAAAUUGGCUGAGAUGACAGUAGAGGGAGAUAAUGGAGAGAUGAGUGAGGAGCCAAAAGGUUUUGAGGAUACAAGAAUUCCUGCUCCGUUUGUUGUUACCCUGGAACUUGUGGCGCGGAAACCCACCUUCCCGGAAAAUAGCAGGACCUUAAUGGAUGUGUUAGUAUCACUGAUAUAUAAAUACGGAGAUGAGCGCACUAAAGCACGCGCAAUGCUUUGUGAUAUAUAUCACCAUGCUCUUCUUGAUGAGUUUGCAGUAGCCCGUGAUCUGUUGCUUAUGAGUCAUUUGCAAGAAAAUGUUCACCACAUGGACAUUUCGACACAAAUACUUUUUAACAGGGCUAUGUCACAGUUAGGUCUUUGUGCUUUUCGGGCUGGGCUGGUUUCUGAAGCGCAUGGCUGUUUGUCUGAACUUUAUUCUGGUGGACGGGUGAAGGAAUUGCUUGCGCAAGGAGUUUCACAGAGCCGUUAUCAUGAAAAGACCCCAGAACAGGAAAGGUUGGAAAGAAGACGGCAGAUGCCAUAUCAUAUGCAUAUAAAUCUUGAGCUCCUGGAAUCAGUGCAUCUUACAUCUGCUAUGCUGCUGGAAGUUCCCAACAUGGCAGCCAAUGUUCAUGAUGCAAAGCGUAAGAUCAUCAGUAAGAAUUUCCGACGCUUGCUUGAGGUCAGCGAGAAACAAACAUUCACCGGUCCUCCUGAAACUGUCAGGGAUCAUGUUAUGGCUGCCACAAGGGUUCUUAUUAAUGGAGAUUUCCAGAAGGCCUUUGACAUUAUUGCAUCUCUUGACGUCUGGAAAUUUGUGAAAAAUCGAGACGCCGUGCUAGAAAUGCUUAAGGACAAAAUCAAGGAAGAGGCACUUAGGACAUACCUAUUUACCUUCUCUUCAUCAUAUGAUUCUUUGAGCGUGGUUCAGCUCACAAAUUUUUUCGAUCUCUCUCUUCCUCGUGUUCAUAGUAUUGUCAGUAGGAUGAUGGUCAAUGAGGAGCUUCAUGCAAGCUGGGAUCAACCAACUGGGUGCAUUAUUUUCCGAAAUGUUGAACACUCAAGGGUGCAGGCUUUGGCAUUCCAGUUGACUGAGAAAUUAUCUAUCCUUGCAGAGAGUAAUGAAAGAGCUACAGAAGCAAGGUUAGGCGGCGGUGGGUUGGAUCUGCCUCCAAGGCGGAGAGAUGGGCAGGAUUAUGCCGCUGCAGCUGCUGGCGGUGGUAGUGGAACGUCUUCAGGUGGCAGGUGGCAAGACUUGUCCUAUUCUCAAACAAGGCAAGGCAGUGGACGUACGGGAUACGGUGGAGGAAGAGCAUUAUCGUUCAGUCAAGCUGGUGGGAGUGGUGGCUAUUCUAGAGGACGGGGAACGGGUGGAGGCGGCUAUCAGAAUUCAGGGAGGACUCAAGGGGGUUCAGCAUUGAGGGGACCCCACGGAGAUACUUCUACCCGCAUGGUUAGCCUUAGGGGAGUUCGUGCUUGACAUUGCUUUUACUCCAUUUAACUCAGUAUUACAACUUUCUGUUUUUUUAAAGGAUAUUGUUUUCUGUCUUUCGUUUUUGUACCAUUUAUUUUCAUUAUGCACUUAAUCUAGAUUCUGGAGUUUUGAUGAAAAUUUCUGUGUUUUUAUUUA
Molecule: messenger RNA, 3181 nt
Organism: Medicago truncatula (barrel medic)
Lineage: Eukaryota; Viridiplantae; Streptophyta; Magnoliopsida; Fabales; Fabaceae
Product: eukaryotic translation initiation factor 3 subunit C
Exons: 5
Coding region: 224-3031 (935 amino acids)
Biological process (GO): translational initiation
Cellular component (GO): eukaryotic translation initiation factor 3 complex
Molecular function (GO): translation initiation factor activity; translation initiation factor binding; RNA binding
Source: RefSeq, a predicted model, not a curated record